This is a messenger RNA of Paramecium octaurelia, 768 nucleotides long. Lineage: Eukaryota; Ciliophora; Oligohymenophorea; Peniculida; Parameciidae. The record is from the annotation of a GenBank genome assembly.
AUGAACACAUAGAUUAGAUUAAUAAGACCUCCAGUUCCAAAAUUUAAUUUAAAUGUAUUUGAAACCAGCAAUCUUCAUAUUAUUCCAAUUGAGAAAUAAAUAAAAGAUUCCAAAUGUAAUCCGACUUCUUUAGAUAAUAACAAUUCUGAUACUUCAUCUUGGAGCAGCCAGGAAUGUAAUUUUGAUAGAAAAAAACUAUCAGCAAUUGUUGAAGAAAUGAAAAACGUAAUAUCUAUUUUGGGGUUGAAUGAAGAUUUAUUAAAAAUUGCUAUACAACUGUUUUAACCUCAAUUGUUGUCUGAACUAAAAUAAAAAAAAUACACACCCAUCGCUAUAGCAAUUGCUGGCUUAAUUUCUGUCAUAAAAUUAACGUGCAUCCCUAUUACUCAAAAAAAAAUUUUUGCUAAAAUUUCAGUUUCAAAAUAUUUAAUUAAAAAAAUAUUGCUCAAGAUCCGAAACAAUAACAAAUUUGAGUCUGUUGUUUAAGUUUUUAUUAAAAUCAUCUCAUAUAAUUUGGGAUUUAAUGAAAGAUUCAUUAAAUUCUCUGUUCAAGUUUUUAAGAAAAUUCAAUAGAAUAAUUUAAUUCAAAAAGAACGUGAGAAUGUAAUUGCAGCUGCAAUAGUCAAGUAUAGUGGAGACAUUAUUUUUGUUCAUAGGGGUGGGAUCAUACCCUCAGUGAUUGCUCAAUAAGCAAAAUGCAGUGUUGGUACAUUUAGGAUGUUUUACAAAAAGAUAUAUGAAAACUUCUCAUUUUCAAGUAAAAACUGA